GGUAGGUUGCUGCCGUUCGCUAGUGACCGCGGCUGUUCAGUAAAUCGACGACUUUUAUUGGAUAAGCAGUGUUUUCCAGCGAGCUCCCGACGAAGAAGAGAAGAAAAGAAAAAAACCAAACCCGGUUGCAUAGUGCACAGUGUUUGUGUGUCGGACGCCAAGUGUGUGUCAGAGUGUGGAGAAACACUUCUAGCGCGAACGGACGGACGGACGGACCCAGUUUCCGUGUGGGUGGUUUGUUAACUCGUCCCGGAACACGUAACGGGCAGUAUGUAACGAAAGAUAAAAUCUAGUGGUCCUUUCUGGUUCAGUGUUGAUCGGUGGGGUUCCUUUGUUCUGUUCCAGUUCCAGUACCCUACGGAAUACUAGUGAAGGGUAGAGAAAUUGUGCAAAAGUGAAUGUAAAAAUCCUAGAGUCUAUGUUUUAUUUGCUGAUAACUUGCGCAGAGUGCUACAGUUUCGUAAUACUGAAGUGAAUGGAACAGUGACCAGUGGUGCUUGAGGAAAGGAUAUCGACUCCGCGUUAGUCUGAAAGUCAAGGAUCGAUUCGACGUGACCAGAGGACAACAAGUCGUGAGCUGCUUGCCUGCUUUGGUGGAGAGAAUCGUUUGAAUGAAUCGAUGUGAAACAGACCGGUAAAGCGCAGCACUCCUGGUUAAAAUUCAACCAAGCAACCGGAAAAGCAGAAAAAAAACAUCACACUGCAGCGACUGAGCCCUGGUGACCAAUGAAAACGUCGUUCGAAGUAGGCUAGCCAAAACAGUGCAACCACCAUUCACAGAGGGCAGACGAGGAAAAUCCCGUUCGCAGAACUUUACGCAGCCAAACAAAGCCGAAGUACACUGAGUGGGUUCGAAAUAAAAAGUGUGUUUAUCCAAUAGAAGAAAAAAAAGAAGAAAUUAGUGGCAGAAAUAACAAUCGAGAAAAAAAAAAACAACAAUACAGAAGCCUGCAGGUGCAAGUGCUGUCAAACGGCAGAGAGUCAACAAACGCAGCGAUAACUAGAAAGACGCAACAAUGUUUCCGCUUCACCGGGGAGCGGCAACAUGGCUUCUUCUACUGUUGACCACGCUGGCGCUGUGUUCCUCCGGGAACCACGGCGGAGCGGCAUCGGCAUCGGAGAACAACCAACGGGUGGUUUGCUACUACACUAACUGGUCGGUGUACCGCCCGGGGACGGCCAAGUUCAACCCGCAGAACAUCAACCCGUACCUGUGUACCCAUUUGAUCUACUCGUUCGGAGGUUUCACCAAGGAGAAUGCCCUCAAACCCUACGAUAAGUAUCAGGAUAUUGAGCAAGGCGGCUUCGCCAAGUUCACCGGCCUGAAGACCUACAACAAGAAUCUGAAAACCAUGCUCGCCAUCGGCGGCUGGAACGAGGGUUCGGCACGCUUCUCCCCACUGGUGGCCGAUUCAGAGCGGCGCUCGCAGUUCGUGAAAAACUCGAUUAAAUUCCUGCGCCAAAAUCACUUCGACGGGCUGGACCUGGACUGGGAGUAUCCGGCAUUCCGCGACGGAUCGAAGCCGAAGGAUCGUGAAAACUACGCCCAGCUGGUGCAGGAAUUGCGCGAGGAGUUCGAGCGGGAGUCGUCGAAAACUGGACGUCCAAGGUUGUUACUCACGAUGGCCGUACCGGCUGGUGUGGAAUACAUUGACAAAGGCUACGACGUUGCUAAGUUGAACAGGUACCUGGAUUGGUUCAAUCUGCUGACCUACGAUUACCACAGUGCUUACGAACCGGCGGUCAAUCACCACUCGCCUCUCUACUCGCUAGAAGAACCUUCGGAGUACAAUUUUGACUCGGAACUCAACAUUGACUACAGCGUCAAAUUCUACCUAAACGCGGGUGCAGAUCGUGACAAGCUAGUGCUGGGUAUCCCAACCUACGGUAGAUCGUACACUCUGUACAACCCGGACGCGACCGAUAUCGGUUCGCCGGCGGACGGUCCUGGCGAACAGGGUGACGCUACCAGAGAGAAAGGCUACCUGGCGUACUACGAAAUCUGUACCGCCGUCAAGGAGGAUCCCGAGUGGACCGUGGUUCAACCGAAUGCCAACGCGAUGGGCCCGUACGCGUUCAAGGGUAAUCAAUGGGUUGGUUAUGAUGACGAAGCGAUCGCCCGGAAGAAGGCAAAGUACGUAGCGGAAAACGGUUUGGGUGGUAUUAUGUUCUGGUCGAUCGAUAACGACGAUUUCCGCGGCACCUGCCACGGACGCCCGUAUCCGAUCAUCGAGGCUGCCAAGGAGACUCUGCUGGCUAGCACAGACAUCGGUGCCAAUGACAUCGCCGCUCCAAGCCGCCCUAGGAAACCGUCGCGAUCGCGUAGUCGUACAGGAACGAGUGGCUCGCGAAACCGUGUGACCACCGACAGCAACAACAACGAAAUCAAGCCUUCGCUCAAGGGUUCACAGUCUAGGAAGCACACUAGAACGCAAACGCCGUCUACCAGCACAUCCACCACCACUACCGGAAGUUCGCUGUAUAUUGGAGGACGCACCACGACACCACAGCCGCCGACGACUCCGGAUCCGGGAGCAGACUUCAAAUGCACGGACGAAGGCUUCUUCCAGCAUCCUCGGGAUUGCAAGAAAUACUUCUGGUGUCUGGACGCUCCGGCGCUCGGUUUGGUUGCGCAUCAGUUCACCUGUCCCUCGGGGCUGGUCUUCAACAAGCUGGCCGACUCGUGCGACUACGCCCGCAACGUGAUCUGCAACAUUAAAUCUUCGACGACGACUAGCACCAGCACCACAACGACCACCACUACGACGAGUACGACGACGCCUGCUCCGCGGGCUCGUGUUACGGCCGCCACCAGCAGAAACAGCUUCUAUAAUCGAGCCUAUACAACUACGACUACCACGGAACCUCCGAUCGAGAUUGACUACUCGGAGGAAGUGGAUGGCGGAAGCGAACCGGAGGAGGAUCCGAAGGUUAUUAAGGAGUUGAUUGCGUUUAUCAAGAAGGUUGGAGGUAUUGAGGAGCUGGAACGUCAAUUGCAAGCCCAAGAAGAUGGUUCAGUUGUACUGAAGGGUUCUCAAACGGACCAAGUGUCGACAACUCCGUCCACAAUCAGCAAGAGCCUGUACGAGCGUGUACUGAGUCGAGCCGGAAAUGGACUGCAGAAGUUCCGUCCUGCGUUGACGUUUACUCAAACCGAUAAGAGCGGGUCGACGGAGAACAAGUAUUCGUCGGUGGUUCGUAAUGGUAACACCAACAGUCGGGUUGGCCCUCAGAAUGAAGGUAUCGAGCGGUUGCCCGAGUUCGAGGGUGUCUUCAAGGAGCGUCCAAAGUAUGUUACGUUGACCAGGCAAAGACCCACGAAAACCAGCAUCGAGGAUGAUGUGGAUGACGACGAUAACGAUGACGAUAAUGACGAAGAGGAGAAUCAACCGUCGACGUACUCGACCAGGAGGCCCACUUCGGGUCCAAAAUACGUGAGCAUUCGUAGACAGCGACCGACAACGACGGUGGCGGAGAGUGUCGAAGAUGACGAUAACGAUGGGGCAAACGUGCAGCAGUACAGCACUGUCAACAGGAAUCGCUUCCGCCAGACCACAACGGAGGAAACCGUUGAGGAAAUUGAACGGGUACCGAGCCGGUACAAUUCCAUCGAACGUCGCCGAGCGACCGUGCAGUUCAAUCGCUUGCAGGAAGGCGACAAAGAUGAUGUAGGCACUGAUUCGUCUCUAUUGGUACCCUCCACCGAUUUCCAAACAAUUUACACAACAUCGUCUAGUACCGAUGCACCAGAACAGUUCAUCACGUACAGUACACGACAGUACGCUAGCGUAGAACGUAGCAGCACUACCGAGGCGCCCCUAGUGGACCCGGUUGCUACGGUUCUGCCACAGACAGCCACUACUCCAUCUACAGGCAACAUUGUACAAUACCUCAACACUGACAUUCAGACGACGGAAGCCCCCGAGCGGAGCGCUCCGGCAGACACUGUUUCAGAGCUAGAAUUAAGUAAGACCUCCGUGUCGGCGGACUUCGACGGCCCAUCGACGGAUGACACGGUGACCGUAGAUAGUAGCAAGAACGAACAGACCAACGAGGUAACCACAAUACUAAACCUAGGUGAAAGUGUUACUGGUAGUAGUGUUAGUGAAUUGGACCUGAGUGUGCAUAGUAGUAGUGUGGGUUCUAGCGGUGAUAUUGUAAAUCCUAGAGUACAGGAGACUGAUGAAGAUCGGCUCCUGCUGACAACUUCUCAGGCCGGUGGUACCGAACUGCCGAUCACCACAACCUUGACCCCCUCGACGAGCAGCGAAAGAUUGUCCAGCACUAACGAAGAACAGUCUAACUCGAUUUUCAAAUUUUCGCCAAGAACUAGGAAAACUACCACCACAGCAAGUCCCUUAGAAGUUGUCACUAAUAAGCAGAAAUCCGAUAGUCAAUUAACCCCAACCCAAGCCGCUCCCCGUCCGUUCGGUGGAGCGGUUCGACGCACACGGCCAACACGUCGUCCUGUGAGCAGCGCAACGACGACUACUUUGGCUCCCGAAGAAUCUACCACUCUUCGCUCGGUAAAGGUGAGUUAUGCCAAUGAUCAAAGGUUUGAUCUUUCAGCUAGACGCAGGAUCGGUGUGGCCAGCACGUCUGCCGCGUCGGAUCCAGCUAGCAGCAACGAGGUAGGUAGCACUAGCGAUUCCACGGGCAGCGAGCCGAGUCCACGGCCAACACGGCCACGGGGAUUCCGUGGUCGCGUUAGGUACGGAGCAUCCGCUAAAGCGACGCCGAGAUCUUCUCCCUCUCCUACUUCUUCAUCUUCCACAGAGUCGACCGCUGCGGCAGGUGUGUCAACCCAAGCACGCCGCCAGCAGUCGGACUCUUUUGCACGUAACCGUUUCUCUCUGAACCGUGCUUCCAGCCGUGAGCCGGAAGUAUCGAUCGGAAGUACUACCGAACGAAUCACCACCCCGGAGCAGCCAGUUGAGCAAUCAACUGCUAGGGCUUCAUUGAGGCGGGUGAAUUUUAAUCUGUACAGCGGUAGAUCGAGCACCAGUCCUAGGACUACCACAACCACUGAGGAACCGGAAAUCGAAACGGACUCCCCAGUGAUUAAUUUAACGCUUAAAUCUCACACCGGAAUCGGUGAGGAUCUCUUCAAAACUCAGGAGCGGAUUCUGCUCACACUGGGAACGGCACUGCAGUAUGGUUUUAGCAAUCGGAAUGAAUUGAAUGCUCGUCGGAUUCAGGAAAAAGAAUCGCAAAUCACCAAGGGAACCGUACACGAUUCACCAAUAACGAACGUCAUUCAGCAGCAGCAACGCUCAACCACGAAAAGACCAGCGCAAGAUACGAUCGACAAUCGUUUGGCGGAGGAUGUCAACGAAAUGGCGACAGAAAGCGAAACUAGUUCCACUGGAACGGAACGAAACCCUUCAUCAGUGUUUGAAAGCACCGUCGCCGAUCUGGAGCUGUCAAAUGACUUCACAACGGUUUAUAGUGUAAGCCCUGGGGAGGUAGAAACCACCACCCCAGGUCAACGCAAGUAUUUCACAACGCUGCGAAACCGUACAGAAGCGACCACCGAAUCGAGCGACACAACCCUGAAGGUUGUGUUGUCUGAAGUUAACACCAAUAAAACCUUUAUUCCCGGUCGCUCGCGACCGACGCGACCCGGUCGGUUCCGAACCUCAACAACAUCAGCUGUCUCAUUGGAAACGGCGAACGAAGCCUCAACAUUACGAUCUAAAUUCACCCCACGAAAGCUGACUCCCGUCACCCAAAGCUCCAACGCAAUUACGAGCGAAGCCGCCUCCGAUAAACCAUCACGAAGACCAUCUCCUUUCAACCGACGAUCGAGACCAACUCUGUCCACACGAUCGUCGGUUGCCCCUGCUGUCGAGCCAGAAAGCGAUACCGAUGAUUUCACCGAAAAAACACCGGGAAUUUCUACAACCGUAACGCGACGACGACUUGGUCGCCGACGACCGACAGCCUUAUCAACUACCGAAAAGCCUCCGGAAGAAACUCCUCGCCAAAACUUGGAGCGGCCGUCCGCCCUGACGCGACGACAACGGCUGCGUUCCACCACAACGCAACGUACAGCUACGGAGUCCCUGUUGGUAGCAACCCGUUCGCCAACCACUGUCGAAGCCUUCACCGUUGAACCCACCUUCGCAGAUAGCGCCGUUGGCAACUCAGACCACACGACCGUAUUUUCUGAUGUUUCUAACGAAAUCGAGUCGGUCUUUUUAACGAAUGACGUACUCAGCAGUGAUAACUUGUUGCGGCGGCAGCUCCCAGAAUCAGGCGAGAGAAACGAUUCUGAGGAAACGACCGACCAUCUGUCUACGGUUGUUACGAACGAACCUUCAACGGAAGCUCCUAGCAAAGCUCCAUCGCGUAGGUUCCCUCCCAAUGCUCGGCGACCCGCCGGUCAACUGCAACGCUUCAACGACAAUCAGCAAAUCGAAUCCGAAGUGGUUCCAAGUCGAAGUCCUGCUCGCAACUUUUCUGCAAAUCGGAAGAAGUUCGGUGCAUCCACCACCAGCACCACAACCGAAAACCCUGAAGUUUCCACGGUAAAGAAGUUCAUUCCGUCACGAAAGAGUCGACCUUCGUUCUCCGUGGCAAGGGCGCGUGCCUCCAGCACUACAGAGGAGCCUGCCGGUGAGGGUGGUCAAGACCAACCAACAAGUUCUACCAUUCGAUCAUUCCUGGCGUCCCGUAGACGACCUGGCUUAGGGCAGCAGUCGCGUUCAACGACGACGACGGCGGCCAGCGUGAGCGCAGAUGAUGUGGAGAAGUCAUCUAGUCGUCCACUGGGACCGACCCGCAGACGGCCGGCAUUUGCCGCAAGUCGGACCCCAAGGCCACAAUCAUUUGAGGAUUCUUUCGACAAGGGAACGAGUGCGGCCGUGAAGCCAAGUACGGAGCGCAAGGUCAAUCGUACCUCGGCAUUACUGCCGAAGAGGCAGAAUUUGUUCGUUCGAACAACCACAACGACGACGGAAGCUUACACUGAAUUUGAAACGGAUGCGAAGACUACACUCGAGGAGGAGAGCAGUGGCGAGCGUUUGAGCACGCGUGGUUAUACGGAAAUCCGACGACCUUCGUCGUCGGAGGAGAGAGAUGGUGGAGUGACGGGACGAUAUAGUGGUGAGGUGGAGGAUGAUGAAAAUGAGAUUCAACGGCAUGGAAAGCGAUUGUUUGGACCGGUAGGAAGCGGGAAUAACAAUGUGGAUGAUGAGGAACCGGUUGGUGGUGGAGGACGCUCGCCGCUACCCAGGAGACCAGGGCCAAGGAUUAUUGGAUCGGGAGGUUCACGGGGUGCGGGACCGGGGAGUAAUACGAGGUUUAUUUUCAAGAAUAAUCUACCGCCGGAGGGAUCGACGACAACGGCUAGGGCUAUCACCACUCGGGGUAGGAGACCGUUUGGUAAUGUCGGAGGAUAUAAGCCCGGAAAUGGAACGGCAGCUGGUGCGCCAAGCGCGGGAGGCACUUCAACCGCUAAACCACGAUUUACAGUGACCACCAGAGGACGGCCCGUUUUCGGAAGACAGCGAUCUACCACUGCAUCCAGCACAUCCGCUGGCUUAACGAACGAUGUCGAGGAGAAAGUAUCGGCACAGCAGGCGGGCCAGUCUCAGCAAGGUGCGGGACCUACACGACGCUAUCAGCCUAGGAAACCAACGAGAAAAUCGAACCUAACGACGAUUUCACUCCCGGUAGGUGGCAGUAGAACACGUACAAAUCUAUCGUCACUAUUUAACCGUAACCCGGCGGCGGUACUAACAACAACCGAGCUAACGCAACAACCAGAGACGACGCUUCCUAGUGUAGUAGAACAACAGACGCCGGUCAUACUUUCGGUGGUGCCGAUUGUGCAGAGGUCACGAUCACAGCCAACCACUAGCACACCUAUCACACUUCUAACCGAGAACGAGGUGGAGAACACUACUUCAUACGAAGAUACAAUCAACACAGUCAGAACUACCACCGAAUACUACACAGCAUCCGAUGAAACUCUGUACACCACACUCAAUACGGCCGACACAAUUUACACGAUUAAUGAUAAUAUCGAUAUUGAUGAUGUCAAUAUAUUGCAGGAACGUAGUAGAACAUCCACCACGACGGUCCGACCAACGACGCUCUACCAUGUGUUCUCGAUCGACAAGGAGAACGAAUCGAUGCCUUCGUCGACCGAGAUUUACCGCACGGAAGAGCAAGAGAUCGAACUGCCAGUGGCGAACAAGACGGACAAACUGGUCGAGAUCCAUCGCGUGGUGGAGAUCUACACGAAGAACACCAGCAAUCCGGACGAAAUUCCGGUUAUGCAGAAGCUUGGUGAAAUCAAUCGCAAGAUCAUCAUUCGUCUCGUUGAACCGAGGAACAAGACUGAGGUCGAAGAGAAGGACAAGAAGAGUCGCACGCUUGUGUUUGCUGACAGUAUCUUCAAUGUAGAAACUUCCACCAUUCCACUGGAAGGAUUGUUCGAUGCGGAGAAGGAGGGCAAAACAGGAAAGCCCGACAUUCAAACUACGCUACUGAACUUGGAGGAGCAGGAGGAGGAAGCUACGGUUGCUCCUAGGGUUGAGAUCGAGCGAAUCUCGAGUGCCGAUUUUGGAGCAACAGAGCGAAGCCGACAGGAGGAAUUGGUGACUAUUACUCCGCUGAUCGCGGAAACGGAACGCUACACUCAGGUAACUACAUCAUCUGUUAAGCCCGAUACGGAACGAACAGUAGAUUUUGAAGACAGCACCGUGCACGAGGAGGACGACGAUUACUACACGGAAGAGUUGCCAACAACAGUUUCGGUUCAGUCUUCGUCCCCGACGUCGACAUCGACAUCGACGUCAACAACGUCGACGACGACGACAACAACUACGGAAGCCCCCACUACCACAACACCCGCGACUGAGACUACAGCUUCAUCCACAACACAGAUCGUUCACAAGUACACGCUUCCGGCAGAAUUCUUCUUCCAGGAACCUUCGGAAGAACCAACCACAACAACGACGACAGCAGCGCCAGCGACAACGACAACAACCAGCACGACCACGACCACGACCACCACUCCGAAACCAACAACGACCUCAACUUCGACAACCACCACAACUACUACAACCCCGACAACGACAACAUCGGAAGCGACAGCUCCCCAGGAGCGCAUUCAAUCCCUAGUGAUUCCCAGCGUGGAAACGAAACGAAGGUACACUAAACGACCAAAAACCACUGUCUACCGACCACAGCUGGACUUCACGUACACGAACGAAAACUCUAGCGAAGAUGAACCGGCCGUUGUCACUGAAUCACAGGUAACUGAAUCGCUUCCAAGCACUUCCACCCAAAAAGUUCAAAGCACCAGUAGAAAGUACGUUCCCUCGGUAGCACUGCGGUCUAACUUUGGUGAAGGUGCGUCCCACAGAAAGUCCAAAGACAUUCAGGUAGUGCCACUGCCGAAACCAACCGCCAAGAAGGCGUCUGAGCCUACAGCUACCACAACAUCUACCACGACGACCACGAGCACCACCACAACCACGGAAGCUCCCAUAACGAAGGUGGACUUCAACAUUAGGUACGUGGUACCGGUCAUUACACCGGACUUCAACGCCCAAGAGCUCAAAAUCGAAAGCAAAAACGAUAAGUACAGCAUUCCGCGUGGAACGCUCUACAGCCCGGACUUCAUCACUCGAGAAAUUUCGGGCGAGCAGCGCCAGGAAAGGCAAUAUUCGCCCGUCUACCGGCCCGAGCUGGAUAACGAUGAGCUUACCCGUGCGCUGACCAGCGAUCCGGACCCGGUAGCCCUGGAAGCGGCCAGCUUGGAUCGGGAGAUCCUCGGAGAUCGGAGCAGUAUCGAUAGCGAGAGCGAAGAACGGAACUACGAACCGCGCAACAUACCGGCGUACUUCUUCCGGCGUGCCGGAGAGGUCAGUUAAAAGUCUCACACACUCCCACUCUCUCUUUGUUUGUCAAACAAGCCUUUAUUAGAGAUCCCAACCAGGACACGCCUCCCGUUGGCCAUCUGAGCAGCGAACUUUUAUGUGUGUGUUUUUUAAUUUCUAUUUUUUUGUAUUAAUCCCCGAAGCAACGAGAUGCCAUAGAGUUUAACUAAUUUAUUGUUGUUUCUUCUAACCACCCCUGAAGGAAAUUGAGGGAAAAAAAACAUGACCAUAUUUCACUAUCCGCUUAUUUUUGAACUAUCUUAAAUCUUUGUUUUGUUUCUCCUGCUCUGAACUUUCCCUUCCAUACUAUAUGUGUGUCUGUGUGCGUGUGGUUUUUCCCUCUUGCUGUCUCUUUCUCUUCCUGUUUUUUCUGUGUGUAAGUGGUGUUUAUUUUAACCUCGGUUCUCGUGAUUUCAUGAGAAAAGCCUGGUAUACUGUUUUUCCCCUUCUGUGUGUGUAUAAUAACUCACUGUAUCUAGCAAGAACUGGAGGGUGAUCAACGUCUUCCAAGAAAAUAUGACAGGACUGGCCUGCUGUGUUGACGCUGCUGUCGUUGUCGAUUGUAUUACACACACUCACACACUCGUAUACACACGUCCUGCUUUAUCGUUUUUUUUUUCGGAGUUUUAUUAUAGCCCAACACUUACACACUCUAUAGUGCACGCGUUGAACAUAACCUCACAAUUGCACAAUUCACCUCUCACUAAGCUGUUUUUUUAUGAAGAAAGAAAAUGUAGAAAUACCAAAAUCUUUACUUUUAUUUCUAUAACUGUGUAGUAGAACUUUUACGCAACAACAGCGAAAAAAUCGUAUAGGAUUGAACUGCGUAACGCUAGUCUAUAAGUAGUGGCUUAGCGGCAACACACUGGAGAGAACGACAAAAACACACACCAGAGAUUUGAGCGUAAACAAAAGUAAAAAAAAAACAAACAAACAAAUAUUUAUUGUUAAAGUGAUGCUAUUCAAACUGAGCAAAUACUCCAGACUCAACCGCUGAUCGGCCAGAUUCAUCAAGGAAAAAUAUGACAGCGGUGACAGUGUAGCUAAAAUAGUGAAGCUAGUUUUUUUUAAUAUAUAGUUAGGUUAGGUAUUAGGCAUUCGAUAGUAUUAUUAUUACUGUUUCUCAAAACAUCUAAUCGUAAACGAUUCGUGAAGUUACAGUGCCGAAUCAGAACAGCACCACAGUUUAGCUUUUAACAUUUGCUCUGCCACCCUAUCAGUGAAUCGUUUGUGUAAAUAACAUUUAUUGCCGAAUUCUAUAACGUUACCCUAUUCUAUCUGAAAAAAAAAACAACGCACACUGUUUUGAAACAAACAAGUAAACCCCUUAAACACAGUUUUAGUGGAUUGUAUAUAGUUUCUAGUUGAUAGAGAGUUUUACAGUAGUGGCAAACGCGCUACAAACGAGCAGUCCCUCGAAGCAGGGCGGAAGAACGACGACGGAAGAAAGCUGUUAGCAUUGUUUUUGUACAGAUAAAGAAAACACUGGAACAAGCGUUCGUGAAAAUUUAAAAA
Molecule: messenger RNA, 11408 nt
Organism: Wyeomyia smithii (pitcher-plant mosquito)
Lineage: Eukaryota; Metazoa; Arthropoda; Insecta; Diptera; Culicidae
Gene: Cht6
Product: mucin-5AC
Exons: 9
Coding region: 1017-9887 (2956 amino acids)
Biological process (GO): carbohydrate metabolic process; chitin catabolic process
Cellular component (GO): extracellular region
Molecular function (GO): chitinase activity; chitin binding
Source: RefSeq, a predicted model, not a curated record